Exaiptasia diaphana is the source of this 2875-nucleotide messenger RNA. RefSeq names its product intraflagellar transport protein 88 homolog. NCBI's taxonomy places the organism in Eukaryota, Metazoa, Cnidaria, Anthozoa, Actiniaria, Aiptasiidae. The transcript is spliced from 26 exons. Gene Ontology annotation, molecular function: kinesin binding. Gene Ontology annotation, biological process: non-motile cilium assembly; intraciliary transport. The coding region runs from base 123 to 2636 and encodes 837 amino acids. The record is from RefSeq and is a predicted model, not a curated record. Gene Ontology annotation, cellular component: ciliary base; non-motile cilium; centriole.
GGGUACGGUGAAAAUUGUUUAUGGCAACUGCUUGAAAUAUUUGAAUAAGAAAAAGUACGACAAAGAGGCCUGUUAUUGUCGCCUUUAUUGACAUAUUUCGAAGUAUACAGGUUCCUGGGAAUAUGCUGAAUUCAGUGCACUUAGUUGGCGAGGAAGAAGAUGACGAUAUCUAUGGGGGAUUCAAUGUUUAUGAUCCCGCCUUCGCAACCGAGAACCUUGAAGAGGAUGAAGCUUUUCAGCAAGCUUUAAAGACCAGUCAUGGACAGAGACCUGGAGUGAAAACUGGAAAGCUAUCAACUGCAGCAGCAAGAGGCAAAGUUCCUGGUUCAUCUAUGGGAAGGCCAACCACUGGCAUAGCUGCAGAUACAACGCAGGCUAGACCAAUGACGGCUGUGCGCUCAGUUGGGUACAGUUCUAGUGGAAAUCGAGCUGCAACAGGUCAGUAUGACCCUCUGAAUCAAGCACGUGGACCUGCACCACCAUUGGAAAAAAAGGCUGAAGAUAGUCCUGAGGAAAAAGUAAGACAGCUGGAGAAAAAAGUGAAUGAGUUGAUAGAAGAAAGCUGUAUAGCCAAUGACAAAGGAGAGCUUGCCCUUGCAUUGGAGAAAGCAAAAGAAGCCGGUCGCAAGGAGCGUUCAUUAUGUCGUCAAAGAGAACAAACCUCCCUCAGUGAACAAAUGAAUCUUGACCUCACUUAUUCUGUUUUGUUCAAUCUUGCCAAUCAGUAUGAUGCUAAUAAAAUGCACAACGAAGCCCUAAAUACUUAUCAGGUUAUUGUAAAGAACAAGAUGUUUAGCAAUGCAGGGCGCUUACGAGUCAAUAUGGGUAACAUUUACUUUGAGCAAAAGAAAUAUCCACAAGCCAUCAAACAUUAUCGGAUGGCACUGGAUCAAGUACCUAACACUCAUAAAGAAAUGAGGAUUAAGAUAAUGCAGAACAUUGGAAUAGCCUUUAUUCAAAUGGGACAGUACAGUGAUGCUGUAACAUCAUUUGAACACAUCAUGGCUGAGAAAGCUAACUUCCACACAGGGUUUAAUCUUAUUCUGUGUUACUAUGGCCUUGGUGAUAGAGACAAGAUGAAGAAAACGUUCCAGAAACUGAUGACGAUUGACCUUGGCAUUGACGAUGAAGAUAAAUACACAGCAUCCUCUGAUGACAAAGCGCAGACAACGAUUCUUGAGGUCAUAAGAAAUGAUAAACUCAGACAGAUUGAAAAAAAGAAGAAAACACAGGCUGAGAAGUACAUAAUGAGUGCAGCUAAGCUCAUCUCCCCAGCAAUAGAAAACAACUUUGCAGCAGGAUUUGAUUGGUGUAUUGACUGUGUCAAGGUUUCACCUUAUAUGGAGAUGGCUAAUGAGCUUGAGAUCACUAAGGCAGUGACAUACCUAAAGCAGAAAGACUUAAACAAGGCUGUUGAAUGCUUAAAAGGUUUUGAGAAAAAGGACUCUAAAGUACAAUCAACUGCAGCAACAGACCUGUCUUUCCUUUACUUCCUGGAAAAUGACAUCACACAAGCUGACAAGUAUGCCGAACUUGCCAUGUCUGCAGACAGAUACAACCCAGCAGCUCUUGUAAACAAGGGAAACUGUCUUUAUGCUCAAGGAGAGUUUGAGAAAGCAAGAGAAUUCUACCAAGAGGCCUAUAACGUGGAAGCAACAUGCACAGAAUCACUUUACAAUCUGGGUCUUGUUUAUAAAAAGCUUGGUCAAUAUGAAGAUGCUUUGGACUGUUUUACUAAAUUACACGCAAUCCUAAGAAAUCAUCCGCAAGUCAUCUUCCAACUGGCAAACCUUUAUGAGCUACUUGAGGAUAUGAAUCAAGCAACAGAGUGGUACAUGCAACUAGUGUCUGUAGUUCCAACAGAUCCCUUUGUACUGGCCAAACUGGGUGAAAUAUAUGACAAUGAACAAGAUAAAUCGCAAGCUUUCCAAUAUCAUUAUGAGUCCUACAGAUACUUUCCAUCAAAUAUCGACAUAAUUUCAUGGCUUGGAGCUUAUUACAUUGAUUCUCAGUUUUGUGAAAAAGCCAUCCAUUACUUUGAAAGAGCAGCUAUAAUACAGCCAAAUGAGGUCAAAUGGCAGUUGAUGAUAGCAAGCUGCUAUAGACGAAGUGGUAACUACCAACAGGCCUUGGAAACCUAUCGCAGCAUACAUCACAAGUUUCCUGAGAAUGUAGAAUGCCUGAAAUUCUUGGUUCGUAUUUGCACUGACCUUGGCCUUAAAGAUGUACAGGAGUAUGCACAGAAACUUAAAAAAGCUGAAAAAGCAAGAGAACUGAAACAACAGAGAGCAAGUAGCGGCAGUAGUCGCAAAGGCAGUGGUCGAGGGGGAAGUGCAAGUCGACCUGGUGCUGCUGGAUCAAGGAACAACAGUGCUGGAAGUGAUUCAGGUCGUAUUAAUAGUGGUACAAGUCGUUCUGGUGGUAGUGCAGGGGGUAAAGGUAGUCGUAACAGAGGUGUACUGAACGAAAACGAUGACUCCUACACCCUGGGUAGUCCGAAGGAAGUGGAUGCCACAUAUUCAGAUCCUUUGGGUGAAGCACCUGCAAGACCUAAAACAGCAGGUCGUCAACGGCACAUACCACAAGAAGAUGAGUUUGGUGAUGAAGAACUUGGCGAUGAUCUUCUCCCCGAGUAGAUUUCCAAAGCACAUUGUCCCACUAAAGAACAUUCACUAAACACAUGGGUUAAUGGACAUAACAAAGAUAAUAUUAUAAUAGAAUUAUUAGUUGUGAACACCAUGUCAAAGUAGUCAGUCAUUUGAAGAUGAUACUGUUCAGCAAAUUAACUUUGAGAACAGUUAAAAUUAUUUAUUGAAAAAACUUGUAAAUUUGAGCAUUAAUAACUUGAUUAAAAGUUGUGAUUGUCAUACUGAAA